GCUUUUUUUCCAUUUAAAGUUAACAAUGUUCAAAUUUGUGUGGCAUGCGAAGAUCAGCCGACGAUCAUAAAUAUUACGUAUCAUUGGCUUCGAGGUUAUAGAGGUUAUAUAAAGACGAGAAAUUUUCGCGCGUUUUCUUAUUGAAAAAAUGACUUCAAUAGCUAGAAAAGUUUGGUCAGUCCCAACCAAAGGUACAUUUGAAAAUUUAGUACUGGAAGAUGAUUUACUUCCACCGCCCCCUCCAAAACACUUAAGGGUACAAGUGAAAAGUAUAGGAUUAAAUUUUGCGGAUAUUUUUUCAAUAUUUGGCCUUUAUUCUGCUACGCCCAAAGGAAAAUUUAUACCAGGAUUAGAAUUUAGUGGUAUAAUUGAAAGUGUAGGAGAUGACCUGGAAGAAAGUGAAUGGUUAGGUAAAAGAGUAUAUGGUGCUACAAGAUUUGGUGGAUUCGCUACUUUCUUGAACGUCAGUGAAGAAUAUGUUAAGAAAACUCCCGAUAAUUGGACAGAUCAACAGGCCGCUGCUUAUGUGGUUCAAGCAUUAACAUCAUUUUACGCUUUAACAGAAUUAGGUGGAAUUAGUGAUAAUAAAACAGUUUUGGUUCAUUCAGCAGCAGGAGGAUGUGGAUUAUUAGCACUUUCUAUAUGUUCAAAAUACAAAAAUGUUAAAGUUGUGGGUACAGUGGGUAAACCUUCUAAACUUGAUUUACUUAAUCAGAAAUAUGCAGCAAAUGAAAAUUUUACAUUUAUAUUACGUGAUCCUUCAAGUGAUUUUGAAAAAAGAUCGAAACAAGCUUUAUUGGGAAUAGGAUUACAAGAACAAGAUGGUUAUGAUAUUAUUUUAGAUAGUGUUAUGGGCAAAUGGUUUUGGCCAAAUUAUAAUUUAUUAGCUAAAGAAGGAAGAUUGGUGUUGUUUGGUUCAGCUAGUUUCACUCCUACCGGUAAUUUACAUCCUAUCUGGAAUAUUUUUGAAUGGUUAAAACUAGGUUGGAAAUACAUUUGGAGACCUAAAAUUGAUCCAAUGGAAAUCAUACAAGAAAAUAAAUCGCUUCUUGGAUUCAAUUUAAUUCAUAUUUAUGAAAGAGCUGAAAGAUUAAAUCAAAUUUUUAAUAAUAUGCAAACUUUGCAAUUAGAAGCUCCUCACGUUGGUCAUGAAUUUGAAUUUGAUCAGCUUGUUGAAGCUCUAACUUUACUUCAGUCUGGUAACACUGUUGGUAAAGUUGUACUUAAUGUAAAUUUUAAUUGAGACUUUGAUUUAACUUCUAAUAAUAAAUCUUUACAUAUCUAUUUUUCUUUACCUUAUAAUUGUUUUGCAAGUAUUUACAUACUUUUUUUUGAUAAUAGCUAUAAAAACAAUUAAUUAACUACGAAUAAUCAUUAGACAUAUAUAUAUAUAAAAUGAUUGUCCACAGGAAACUCACUAAUAUAUUUUCUUGGGAGUUUCCGUCUACAAAAAAAGUAAUAGUAUUGAAACAUAAGAAAUUUUUUAAGUAAAAAAGUUCGUUUUUUUAUCGAUAACAAAGAAAAAAGCAAGUUUUUUUAUCCGUUGCAUUCGGUUUUGCGUCUCCAAUACACUCGCUUUGAUAUACAAAGCAAGCUAUGUUGUGGGUUAG
Messenger RNA from Rhizophagus irregularis DAOM 181602=DAOM 197198, 1610 nucleotides. RefSeq lists its product as uncharacterized. The record is from RefSeq and is a predicted model, not a curated record. Lineage: Eukaryota; Fungi; Glomeromycota; Glomeromycetes; Glomerales; Glomeraceae. Gene Ontology annotation, molecular function: quinone reductase (NADPH) activity; NADPH binding; mRNA 3'-UTR AU-rich region binding. Gene Ontology annotation, cellular component: cytosol.